Molecule: messenger RNA, 3689 nt
Organism: Silurus meridionalis
Lineage: Eukaryota; Metazoa; Chordata; Actinopteri; Siluriformes; Siluridae
Gene: lamc2
Product: laminin, gamma 2
Exons: 22
Coding region: 28-3348 (1106 amino acids)
Source: RefSeq, a predicted model, not a curated record
CAGAGGACUUAUUCCACGUGUGGGACCAUGACGAUCGCACGGAUUUUGUUGUGCGCCAUCUGCAUCUGGUAUCACGUUCAAGGAACGUAUAGUUCCUCAAGCUGCUCAUGCAAUGGAAAUGCUCUGUACUGUGUGCGAGACUCUUUGGGCCUGCGCUGUGCCAACUGCCAAGACAACACCGAAGGCCGGCACUGUGAGAACUGCAAGGAAGGAUACUACCACCAGAGAGCAGGAGAACGUUGCCUGCCCUGCUUCUGCAACCCUGUAGGUUCUGAGGGGGCAGGAUGUGACAGUCAGGGGCAGUGUGUGUGCAAGCGAGGUGUACAAGGGGCCCGGUGUGACCGCUGUGCUAACGGAUCUCCGAUCACAUCUUCCGGUUGUGAGGCGCUCCAGCAGAGGACUUGCUUCUGUAACGGUCAUUCAAACGAGUGCUACCCAGCCCGGGGUUACUCGGUUCACAACAUUGUUUCCACUUUCGAUCAAGGGAUGGACGGCUGGAAGGUCGUCACUGCUCCGAAUGUCAGUCCGUCCCAGGUGCAAUUCCGCUGGUCUCCGGCACACCACAGUGUGGAGGUCAUGUCUACAGACAUCCUGCCUGCUUACCUGUCUGCCCCAGCUCAAUAUUUGGGCAAUCAGGCUCUGAGCUAUGGUCAGACGCUAUCCUUUGUUCUCCGCCUGAGCCGAGGAGUCCGCUAUCCCUCCCCAUCAGAUGUCGUGUUAGAAGGAGCCGGAUUAAAGGUUUCUGCUCCACUGGGAAAUUUGAGGACCGUCAUCGCCUGUGGCAAGAAAAUUACCUACACUUUUAGGCUGGAUGAACAACGCAACAGCAAAUGGACUCCCCAGCUCUCAGCAUUAGAGUUUCAAACCCUUCUGAGCAACAUUACGGCCAUCAAGAUUCGAGUCACUUUCGGGGAAGAGGGAUAUGGCCAUCUGGACGACGUCACUCUGGUGUCAGCUCGGUUUGGUCCCGGCUUCCCGGCAACCUGGGUGGAGGAGUGUCGCUGUUCAGCAGGAUACGAAGGACAGUUCUGUGAGCGCUGUGCUGCAGGAUAUAAAAGACGUUUCCCUGAACGGGGCACCCUUAGCCAGUGUGAGCCAUGCGAUCCUGUAACAGGGGACUGCUACUCAGCUGAUGAGACUCCUAGUGAACAAGGCUGUGGUGCAGGAUACUACAGCGACCCUGAGAUUCCCGGAGCUUGCAAGAAGUGCCCAUGCCCCAUAGGCUUUAUGUGCUUAGUCACACCUGGGACCCUGAAUGUAAAGUGCAAAUGCCCAGCUGGGACCACAGGCUCUCAGUGUCAAAAGUGCAAGGAUGGUUUCUAUGGAGAUCCUCUUGGAGAGAGUGGCGUUCCACGACCCUGCCAGCGCUGCCACUGUAACGGCCACUUGGACUUAAACGCCGUGGGAAACUGUGACCGCUUGAGCGGGGAGUGUUUCAAAUGCCUGAACAACACUACAGGCUUUCAGUGUGAGAAGUGCUUGGAGGGAUUCUUCCACAGCAAAGCCGGGACUGUGUGCCAAGAAUGUAACUGCAACCCAAAGGGAUCGAUCGCCAGCUCCUGCAGCGACCAGGGCCAGUGCAAGUGUAAAGAUGGUUUCGAGGGACAAAAGUGUUUUAGAUCCACAUGUUCGUCAUGCUACGAUCCUGUCAAGAGCCAGAUCGGAAAGUACACGAAGAAGCUGCAGCAGGUCGAGGCUCUGUUUAACGAGGUGGGGACUGGCGGUGCGGACAUCGUUGCGGCCAUGGAGAAUGCAAUCAGCACCGCUGAGGAAAUGGUCAAGACGGUGGCGCGGGAAGCUGACGCACUUAAGGAAACAGAGAAGAUUCUUAAUGACCAGCUCUUAGCCAUUGGCAGCAGUCAGCAGAAAGGCAAGGGAAAAAUCCAGGGCAUCUCGAAGAUCAUAGAGAACGUCACUGGGCAGAAGCGGCGGUAUCAGCAAGAAGUAGCUGACAUCCAGAAACUUAUCGGUGAUAUUAAGCAAAAUCUGCGAACGGCCAAGCGGAACAUUCAAUCGGCUGAGCUCCCCAUGCAGGAUGUGGAUCCAGGCACAGACAUAGUGUCCGGUUUGGUUCAGAAAGCAAGCGAUCUUGCUGAGAAGCACAUGGGCGAAGCAGCAACAGUGGAGAAAACAGCCAAGAACUCUCUCCUGGAAGCUGAGAAAGCUUUGGCUCUCAUGCGCACCGUCAUCAGCGGCGAAAACAAAGUGGGCGAGCAACUUGAUGGCCUCAGGACUCGGUACGAGGCAGAUAUGGCCCAGGUGGAUGCCAUGAACAAGCUGGCAGCUCGUCUGAGUAAUGGUGCAGAGAAAGAAAGCACAGUAGCACUGGAUACCCUGAAACAAAUAUCUGACCUGGGGAAAAACCUUCCAAAGGCUCCAAAGGACAUCAAUGGCUUGUUCACUACACUGGAGGGUCUAGAGAAUUCAUUUGGGAGUGGCAUGGCAGGCUUCAUGGACCUUCAGAAUCAGGCUGGGGCUGAUCAGAGGGAGGCAGAGAAGCUAAUGCAACAGCUCAGAGAUGCUCAGGGGGUCCAGGGUAAAAUGCUUGCCAGGGCCAACAUUGCCAAAGCAGAUGCAGACAAAGCACUGGCGCUCUUUAACAACCUGGGCAGUGUGGAUCAAGAUCUGGAGAAACUCAAAGGAUUUGAAACCCAGAUUAACAGCAAUAAGGCUUUGGCUGAUGAUGCCCUUAGCAAACUGCCCAUAAUUAGCGGCAUCAUCGGGAAAGCUGUGAUCAACAAUGAUAAGACUCAGGCCGUCCUGGACCAGAUGGGUGACUACAGUGACGCUCUGGCCAAGCUGAACCAGCUGAAUACCUCUCUGGCCAACAUAGAGAAAAUGUCCGCUUCCUUUCCAUCCUCGGCGGAUCUUCUGAAAAGUGUCACGACCCUGAAAGGAGACCUGGAUGACCUGAAUAUCCAAUUGGACUCAACCAGUGAUAAAUUGACCAAAGAGAAAACAAAUGCUGAAAGAGAGAGGAAGCUAGCCGAGCAGGUUGAUCGGGAGGCCAGCGAAGCGUAUAUCAACGCAAACAACACUAGAGGUGCUGUCGGAGAUGCUCUGAAGACCGUGAAUAACCUUCUGGGGUUAUUAGGAACCCCAGGAGACCUCGACAAUAAGAAGGUGGCGGAUCUGGAGAACGCUAUAAAUACAAGCCGCAGGAGUGUGGAGACCGAACUCAAGCCCCGUCUCCGAGAGCUGGAGGACAAGGAGGCUCAGCAGAGAGCUGCCAUCACACGCAUGAUCAGCGAUAUCGAAACCAUCCUGGCCGAUAUCGGCAACCUGGAGCACAUCAACCAAACCAUUCCAAACGGCUGCUUUAACACGCCCCCCAUCGAGAGGGCUUAGUGAAAUGCAAUGGACUAAAGAAAAUGCCUCAGACACUUUUUUUUUCUUCCUUUUUGUGUGGAUUUUGUACCGAAUGUUUACGUCACCAUCUUUUACUAACUAUAUUUAUGUGUUUUCUUGGGACAAAAAGAGAACUGUGAUGAUAGCUUUAGAUACAAUUUGUUUUGUUUAUUGGAUUCCCAAAUACAUUCCCAUUUACAGUAUAAUGCAGCAGCUAAGGUGUGUGUAUGUUAGCAUGCAAAACCGAAGCCUGCGAAUGACUAUGUCGUUUUGAAAACUAUCAGUAUUUAUUGUGUGUAUGGUGCUUUUUAAAUAAAACGUUCUGGAACUUUAAUUACAAA